Molecule: messenger RNA, 429 nt
Organism: Aspergillus puulaauensis
Lineage: Eukaryota; Fungi; Ascomycota; Eurotiomycetes; Eurotiales; Aspergillaceae
Exons: 2
Coding region: 1-429 (142 amino acids)
Source: RefSeq, a predicted model, not a curated record
AUGAAGUACUUCCAAAUCUUCCUCCUGCUCGUCCUCCCCCUCCUAGCCCUGGCCAUGCCAGCUCCCGACCCCAUCGAGGAACUCAAGAGCGCCCUCGUUGCCCGCCAAAACGAUACUAGCGGUGACGAUCUCCUGGGUGGCCUAGGCAAUAUCGGCGGUACCAUUGGCGACAUCAUCAACUCCAUUGGACCUCUCCUCGAUUUGAUCAACCCCGACACCGUCAAGCAGCUGCAGACAAUUAUCACAAAUGCCGCUAAGCUACUGAAUGAUAAGACCACCCAGAAUAUUAUCAACGUUGUCGGAAGCGCCAAUGAACUCCUGACGCCUGAGUUUGUUAAGGCUAUCAGCGGCUUGAUUGAUGCGGUUGCUCCGCUCAUCAACGCCAUUGUUCAGCUCAUCUCCGGUGUUCUCGGAGCUAUCUUUGGCUAA